Messenger RNA from Amblyraja radiata (thorny skate), 1305 nucleotides. RefSeq names its product dopamine receptor D6b (gene drd6b). Gene Ontology annotation, biological process: positive regulation of MAPK cascade; adenylate cyclase-activating adrenergic receptor signaling pathway. The transcript has a single exon. The record is from RefSeq and is a predicted model, not a curated record. NCBI's taxonomy places the organism in Eukaryota, Metazoa, Chordata, Chondrichthyes, Rajiformes, Rajidae. Gene Ontology annotation, cellular component: plasma membrane. The coding region runs from base 1 to 1305 and encodes 434 amino acids. Gene Ontology annotation, molecular function: G protein-coupled receptor activity.
AUGGGAAACGCUACCAACCACACUAGGAUCUCCGGGGUGGUGGGACGGGAGUUGACCCUGCGGGCAGUGACCGGUUGUUUGCUGUUUCUACUCAUUGUCUCCACUCUGCUGGGCAACACGCUGGUGUGCUUGGCCGUGAUCAAGUUCAGGCACCUGCGCUCCAAAGUCACCAACUUCUUCGUCAUCUCGCUGGCGGUGUCCGACCUGUUCGUGGCCGUGCUGGUGAUGCCCUGGAAGGCAUUGAGCCAGGUGGCCGGCUACUGGCUCUUCGGGUCCUUCUGCGACACCUGGAUCGCCUUCGACAUCAUGUGCUCGACCGCGUCCAUCCUCAACCUGUGCAUCAUCAGUUUGGAUAGGUACUGGGCCAUCGCCAGCCCCUUCAGGUACGAGCGCAAGAUGACCCAGAGGGUGGCCUUCAUCAUGAUCGGGGUGGCCUGGACCCUCUCCAUCCUUAUCUCCUUCAUCCCGGUGCAACUCAAGUGGCACAAGGCGGAGGUCGACUUGCUGCUGCUGUCCCCACAGCUGGACAACAACUGUGACUCCAGCCUGAACCGGACCUACGCCAUCUCCUCCUCGCUCAUCAGCUUCUACAUCCCGGUAGUGAUCAUGUUGGCCACCUACACCCGGAUCUACCGCAUAGCACAGACACAAAUCCGCAGGAUCUCCUCGCUGGAGAGGGCGGUGGAACAUGCCCACAGCUGCCACGACCACGCCGCCGACUGUCCCCACGAAGCGGCCCUCAAAACCUCCUUCAAGAAGGAGACCAAGGUGCUGAAGACACUGUCCAUCAUCAUGGGGGUCUUCGUCUUUUGCUGGCUCCCGUUCUUCGUGCUGAACUGCAUGGUGCCGUUCUGCGACCCGCAACUGUCCAGCGGCUCCCGGCUACCCUGCGUCAGCGAGAUCACCUUCAACAUCUUCGUGUGGUUCGGCUGGGCCAACUCGUCCCUCAACCCGGUCAUCUACGCCUUCAACGCUGACUUCAGGAAGGCGUUCUCCACCAUCCUGGGCUGCGGCCGAUUCUGCCCCAGGAACGAGGUGGAGGCCGUCAACUUCAGCAACCAGCUGGUCUCCUACCACCACGACACCACCUUGCACAAGGACGCCACCGUCACCCUGGUCAACGGCAGCGCCCUGCCCAACCAGCUCAGCCAGCCCGAGGAACGAGAGCUGCCCUUCCACAAGGUCUCCAGCAUCUCCUCUGACCACAGCCCCGGGGAGCAGGACAAUGUGCACCUCCCCGGCGGCGUUCAAUACGAGUGCGAGGCAGAGAUCAGUCUGGACACUAUCACCGCCAUGUACCGCUGA